AUAAACACUCAAGUGUAUUGCACGUGCAUUAGCAUGUGCUUGCCAACAAGUGGCUUCCACUAUCAACGUUGCAUCUCUUCCUUUCCCCCCACUCUCUCUCUUGUUUGUUUUGUCCUCGGUCACUGUUGCACACUCAUUUUUUUUAUUUUCUACAUUUCUGUCUUUUUUUUUAAUGGAAUUAAUGAUUCUCGACCCGUCUAUCAUUUCCAACGACUAUUCAACAAAAACAUUAUCGGUACUCCCUCGAAGAUAAACAGUCAUUUUUUUCUUCCCCCGUCGAUGCUUCUUCUCUGGAAAUACUCCGCAGCUGUACUGUGUUAUGCGGGUCGCAGAAACAUUUUAAUGGUGUCUCCAACUCCAAGUAAGUAAAGAAAAGAAAGGAAUUGUCUGUUAAAUGGAAAAAAAGUCCUGACAUUUUUCUUAGCCAACAUGGUAGCUAAUCAGCCGACCUCUGCAAACUUUGAAAAGACUUUCCUUGACUUACCCUGGCAAGAUGUCUUAUGGAAGCAAGUGCUACCAUAUCUCAGCAUCAAAGAUCUCUUCUCUUUGCGCUUGGUUAAUUCUCAUUGUAAAAGACUAGCUGAAGGUUAUUUCAGCUCACUAAAACAACUAGAUAUAUCUACCGUCUCAGAUCAAAUCACUUUGACAGCCUUCAACAUUAUCAUAGAAAAUACUCAGAAUUUGACAUCACUCAAUCUCAAGAAUUGCACUCAGUGUGCCUGUGAAGACACUCUUGUUUACCUCAUUGAACGUAACCCCCGUCUUUCAAAAGUUUCCUUCAAGAAUUGCAAUGCCCUCUCUGACUGUGUGUUGCUGACACUGUCCACCACAUGUCUUCACCUCACACAUUUGAACCUCUCCCAUUGUACAUGGUUACACAAUGUUGGGCUGGUGACAAUAGCCUUUAAAUGUCACUCACUGAAAUAUCUCAAUAUCAAUUCCUGUUUCAAUAUUACUGAUGAAAGUAUUCGAAUUUUGGUUUUCAACUGUCACAAAUUAACCACUCUGAAGUUCAGCGGUGUUUACAAUAUAACUGAUUAUAGUAUUGAGAUGGUCAGCAAGGCUUGUCCAGAAUUGGUCCACUUGGAUAUUCAAGGUUGCUAUCGGUUAACUGAAGCUUGUGUUAAAUUCAUUAUGACAUACUGCAAAUCCCUACAAGUACUCAAGGCUAAAAACUGUCAGCAUAUUAGUGAGCGAUGUCUGCUGGGUCUUGAUGAAUCCAUUAGUGUUGAUGUCCUACAUGAGACCCUCUCACGAAAGAAAAUACCACGGAUCACGGACCAAAUUUGAACUCGGUAUUUGAUUUUCUGUCUGAUGUUCAGGAAAGUCCUUGUAAGAAAUGAUUCUCCACAGUUUGACUUAAUGCACUGAGUUGAUGAUAAUUGGAAAUGCUGUACUUAUUGGGGUAUAAAAGUUAUCUAAUUGGAGUGUUGUAACUAGGAGUUUUAGGGAUCUGGAAUGAUAAUGAACACCACAUAUUUCUUUUAAUCACAAUUUUGCUGGUGGUGGACCUUUUAAAAUGUAUCAACAUUUUGAUUAUAUCCAUGACUCUCCAAUUGGAUUCUCAAAUAGUGCACCAAGAAUUUUAUAUAUAGUGAUUUAUCCUGUUUUGUUUAAAUAUUAUUGUUGAUUGUAAACAUUUAAGCAUAAUGGUAGCUGUUGCCAACUACAUAGCAAAAAACAUUUUUGUAAGCCUUAAAUUAAUGGCUUAGUGUUGGAAUGUCCAAAUUGAAAGUAAAUGGUACAAUACCUAUCGAUUAUUAUUGGAUUUUAUGUAUUUAGCUGAGAAAGUUAGUAUGAAUUGGAGAUAUUGAUUAUAUGUCAAAAAGAGGUGUGUUUGUGUAUAUGAAACUGCAAUGGGUUGUGUAAAAAAAAUUGCCUACUUAAGUUGUAUUAUGGUAUUAGUUGAAGAAAAAAAUCAUCAUCAUCAUCAUCAAAUAUCUGUCUUCCAUGCUAGCAUGGG
Molecule: messenger RNA, 1963 nt
Organism: Octopus sinensis (East Asian common octopus)
Lineage: Eukaryota; Metazoa; Mollusca; Cephalopoda; Octopoda; Octopodidae
Product: F-box/LRR-repeat protein 15
Exons: 5
Coding region: 430-1290 (286 amino acids)
Biological process (GO): SCF-dependent proteasomal ubiquitin-dependent protein catabolic process
Cellular component (GO): SCF ubiquitin ligase complex
Molecular function (GO): protein binding
Source: RefSeq, a predicted model, not a curated record